Messenger RNA from Thyridium curvatum, 1881 nucleotides. RefSeq lists its product as uncharacterized. The record is from RefSeq and is a predicted model, not a curated record. The transcript has 6 exons. Bases 1 to 1881 code for a protein of 626 amino acids. Gene Ontology annotation, molecular function: oxidoreductase activity. Lineage: Eukaryota; Fungi; Ascomycota; Sordariomycetes; Thyridiales; Thyridiaceae.
AUGUUAGUGGUGCUCAACGCCCGUCUGUGCACGCUUUGGGCGUUGCUUGCCGCUCUGCUGUUUGUCGGGGCGCCGCCAGUCCGUGCUGCAGCCGCUGUCAAGCGCGACUUUUCAGAGGGACAGAUAGACAACGGAGAGGCACUGUCACAGCUCAGCACAGAAGCCCUGCAAAGUUCACAGCAGCUUCAUAAGAGACUUGUUGCCAGGGGAGCCAAUUCUGGCUGCACAGUGGAUAAAAUCCGCAUUCGAAGAGAAUGGCGCACUCUGCCGAAGAGUGAGCGUAGAGCGUUUAUUGCGGCCGUCAAGUGUCUCCAGAGUUCACCAAGUCUCCUGGAUCCUGCUGUUGUUCCCGCUUCCAAGACGCUUUGGGACGACUUUGUGGCCAUCCAUCUUUUCCAGACAGGAAACAUCCAUCUGACUGCCACAUUCCUCACCUGGCACCGCUACUUCACGUGGACAUAUGAGCAAAAGCUGCGAGAUGUCUGCGGCUACAAAGGGACCUUCCCUUACUGGGAAUGGGGACUCGAUGUGCACAAUCCAGCUGGCUCGCCUGUCUUUGAUGGCAGCGAUACAUCACUCAGCGGCAACGGAGCGUAUUCUCCUCACGAGGGACUAUGGAUCACUCAGGCAUUCAGUGGUAAUGUCCUAAAAUUGCAACCUGGUACUGGCUCUGGCUGUGUCACAUCGGGCCCUUUCAAGGACCUUAAGGUUCGUCUGGGCACCGUCGUCAUGCCUCAGUACGGCAACCCAAACUGGACCGGCUCGGCCAAUCCUCUCGGCGAGGGCAACGAGCGCUGCCUCAAGCGUGAUCUUAAUGCCUGGGUGGCGUCGGCAUUCACAUCAUUUCGCAACACCACGGAGCUGAUCUUGGAGAACAACAACGUCGAGAUGUUCCAGGCGAUCAUGCAGGCCGAUGACCGGUACGUGGUCGGCCAGCUCGGCGUCCACGGCGGAGGCCACUACACUAUCGGCGGUGACCCAGGCGCGGAUCCCUUCAUCUCGCCAGGUGACCCUGGGUUUUACCUACAUCACGCACAGAUUGACCGGGUAUUCUGGAUCUGGCAGAUGCUGGACUUCCAACAUCGACAGGGGGUUUGGGGCACCAGUACGUUGCAGAACAUGCCGCCAAGUCCCAAUGUCACGGUAGAGGACACCGUCGACAUCUCGCCACUCAAUGGACCUGUCAAGAUCAAGGACUUGAUGAACACGGUCGGCGGGUCACCAUUCUGCUAUGUCUACUUCAAAGAAUCUCUCGACAUGAAGACCUCGACCUCCUUCGCCCUCCUCGGCCUCAUUGCCGGCACGGCCGUCGCAAAGACGGACCUCGCCGGCUGCACCCGCACCCAGAUGGGCAACACCUACGUCUACUACGUCCCCGACACGGGCGAGAUCUGCUCCCUGCUCGACUGCGGCGGCGGCCGCGCCCCACCCAAGACCACCGUCCCGGGGUGCGCUGCCUACGAGGGCACCGCGACGGUGACGCCCAGCUUUCUCCCGGGCUUUGGCGCCGCCGCCAGCACCUCGACCCCCUCGAGCGGUGCCUCCACCGGCCCGGCUUCGACUACGAGCGGAGUUGGCCAGGCCUCCACCACCCCUACGGCCACCGGUGGUAGUUCGGCGAGCACUUCGAGCGGCGAGGACAAGACGCAAGUGACGAGCACCGGCAUCUCGAGCAACCCUCCUGGAAAGACGGUUAUUAUUACGGGCACAAAGGAGACGACGGCGGGAACUUCGGGUGGGAGCAGUGGUGCCAGCGGUUCCAAGACACAGGGCUCGUCGGGCUCUAGCUCCUCGUCCACUGCUGGCGCUGCUGCGGUCACAGCGGCGGCCAAGGGCGCCGCUGGUCUGGUCGCCGGUGCUGUCGCAUACCUUGCGCUGUAA